AGUGCGCUGUGCUUUUCCCUUCAUGCUUCUUUCAAAGCCUAUAUUGAUUAUAAUAUUUAUUUGGUGAUUAUUUUUGUGAUUGAACUUUUGGAAUUGGUGAUAAUUAUGAGUACGAAAAAGAUUUGUCGUUUUGCAUUUUAGUAUAUUUUAACUGCAAAUAUUUAUUUUAACUGUAAAUUAUUUUAUAUUGUCUAUGUUGCAAUAUUUAGUUCAAAUAAUAGCGUUCUUAACUAUAAUAUUUCCUAUUUUAACAAAUAUAUCUUUGCUGCUUGGUGAUGUUUUUUUUUCUUAAUCGCUUAUAGUGAUUGCUUUUUUGACUUGAGAUUGGAAAGCCAUAUUUCUCUAUAUAGCAAAUUAUUAAACUUCAAGUCUACUUUUUGAUCACAGUAUAAACACAUAACUAUCAUAAAAUUAGAAUUUAGAUGUAGUUUCUGAGUGGUUGAACCACGCUGUAUCCAGUUUUGUUAACAAGAAUUUCUAUGUUCGACCGCGGUAAUAACGUUAUCUCGCAGAAGCAAGCAGCGAACAGUGACAACUUUAUGUAUUCUGUUAUGCGGUUAGAAACACUGCUAUAAGUCCAUCACUUUAACGCUAUCUUUUCAACAAUUUACCCUGAUUUUUUAGUUAAUAUUUCUGAUCCUUUAUCGUAAUAUCCUUGUGACCCUAAGUUUUUAAACUUUAAUCUAUAUAAUGAAUAGGUAAAGACAACACACAUAAGCCCUUCCUUAUUCCCAUAGGACUAGGUAAAAGUAGAACUAGUGGGUCCACACUUAGGUACCAAUUUAUUUGUCUCAAGAUUAUAAAAUGAUGAACUAGGUGCGAGCCUAUCGCCAUAUCGGGGAAAUAUUUCGUAUUCUUUGUUGUUACUCAGCAGAAAUACCCAAUAUUACUUUGCUUGAUUUGAAUUCGGGACUUUAGAGAGGUGGUCGUACCCCGCACGCAAUAUAACUGCGAUACUAAAACAGUCAAACGGCUUUUAUAUUCCGAACGAAUUUGUGAAGAUUAUGUUACUCUAUGUCCAUAUUGGGUAUUAGAAUUUCAUUGUAUUUUGUCUCCAGGUACAUACUAAUGCUGGGCGUGUGCCUGCUGGCGCUGGUCUCCGCGCAGAUCACCUUCAGCCGCGACUGGACCGGCGGGAAACGCGCUGCACCACACGUGCCGCGUCUCGCGCUCGACUGCAGCCAGUUCACCAGGCUUUGCCGCCAUUUUAUAGUCGAACUGAAGCAAGCAUUCUCUUCGGAAAUGGGCAAGAAUCAAGAAGAAAUCGAGAAGCCGAUUUUAUACGAUGACGAGUGAUUCAUCAGUUGCAUUAUCUAUAGAUAAAAUCGAACGGCGCUUACUAUAAUGAUGGGGUAAAUGUACAUGUAUUAUAAGUAAUAAAUAAAUAAUGUAGUGUUUAUAACCUGAGGUAUCUCAAAGUAUGCCACGAUUUUUUUAUCUGUUACCAUUUUUAUGAUUUUUUUUUGACUUGGGGUAACUUAAAAUGUUUUGGAUUUUCUUAUCUGUUACCAAUUUUAUGAUUAAGCACUUAUGUAAAAAAUGGAGUAACGAUGUCCAUUUUAAAUCUAAUUAUUAAAAUUUUAUCCAUUAUGUAAAAAGGUUUACAUGUUUUUUUAUCAGAAUUUCGAUGAAAUGUGAAAAUAGAAUGUAAAUUACUUUGGCGUAUUAUUUUAAAUCAUGUGUUACGAAUCUCAGUUGAUAUUUAGUGUAUGUAGGUUAACGGUUUAUUUAAUAAAUAUGAACUUAAUAAUGGUAGGUAUGCACGACAAGAUCUAGUCCCAAUGAAGCUAGCUUUAAUACUGUAUAACAUACUAGUGUAACUGCAUUAUAAAUAAAGCAGUAUAAACUA
Messenger RNA from Manduca sexta (tobacco hornworm), 1849 nucleotides. RefSeq lists its product as uncharacterized. NCBI's taxonomy places the organism in Eukaryota, Metazoa, Arthropoda, Insecta, Lepidoptera, Sphingidae. The transcript is spliced from 2 exons. Bases 1015 to 1296 code for a protein of 93 amino acids. Gene Ontology annotation, molecular function: hormone activity. The record is from RefSeq and is a predicted model, not a curated record.